CUCAUUCACAUCCCUCUCGUAUACCAUCAUGUCAUCCACAACUCCGCAAGCCCAGCUCGAUAGCAUCGACGCCUUGAUCGGCUCGUUGCAGCAGCUCAAGAGCCACAUCUCCUCGUCAGCGGACAAGCACGACGAUGCUGCUCAGGGAACCUAUAUGAUGCCUUAUACGGCAGAAGCAUGGCAGGCUGCCACUGCGGCCAGGCAGCAGUUUACCUCCCUCGUGUCGCUCCUCGUCAACCCCGCGCAACGCCUCGGCGAGCUCAUGUUCUCGAGCGUCACCACCCACUCGAUGAACACGGCACUGGACAUUGGACUCUUCGAUGCUGUCCCUGCGCAAGGCGCAGUCCCCAUCGCCGAGCUCAGUGCGGCUACCAAGGUGCCCGCUGAGCGGCUGGCCCCAUUGAUGCGCCACAUUGCCAACGAGGGCUUGUUCGCAGAGACGUCGCCCAUGAGCAACGAGUGGCAGCACACACAUCUCAGUAGGAUGUUGAGGAGCGGAGGUGCAAUGCAUCUCGACGUCUUGCAAGCCUACACGCGGGACUUUAUCGAACCGUCCUUCGAGCACCUCACUCCGUGCCUUCGAUCACACAAGUCCGGUUACGAGGACUAUCGCCGCGAGCACAUCUUCUCCUUCCUGGCAAAACAUCCCGCCGAGAACAACAAGUUCGGCACUGUCAUGCAGUGCAUGAACGGCAUAGUCGGAAGUCCAUUAGCGGCAGACUACGAUUGGUCCCGCUUCAAUGGCAAGACGAUCGUAGACGUCGGAGGAGGCGUAGGCGCCUUGCCCGCCCUGCUUGUGAUGCCAUAUCCCGACCUGAAGUUCCACGUUCAAGACCUUGAGGAGCCAGUCGCUCAGGGCAAGGCAUUCUGGUCGGCUACAUUCCCCCCACAAGUCGCAGAGCGAGUCACUUUCCAGGCGCACAGCUUCUUUGAGCCUCAACCGGAGCAGAUCUCGGACGUCUACUUGAUGCGCUUCAUCCUCCACGACUGGGCAGACGCAGACUGCCUCAAGAUCCUCUCGGCGCUCAGGAGUAGCGUCAAGGCAGGCACCACUCUAUUGGUCGCCGAAAUCCUCAUCGACGCAGACAACACAUCAUGGCAGCGCACCAUGUCCCUUCACAUGCUCGCAGUCUUCAACGCCGAGGAACGCACAGAGGAGCAAUAUCGCUCACUACUCAAGCAGACGGGCUGGCAGCUCCAGAAGACGUCGGCCACCUCCGGCCCGCUCAGUCUGCUCGAGGCAGUGGCCAUUUAGAACGGCGAUUGGCGUGCGCGUGUGUGGUCGGCAGGUUCAUCCGUGAGAAUUAACCUCGCCAAUUUGCUGCUCUCUACUCGCCGAUUCAAUUGCAUGUCUCGCGAGAGAAAGAAGAGCUGCCGAGCUAAAUUCAGGGCUGCGCGGACUCGUCUAGCUAGCGUCUAUUACAGAAUUGCCCGCAUAGCUGCACAGCAUGACAUUGCAUCGAAUCUCCGUCCUUGAC
Messenger RNA from Jaminaea rosea, 1478 nucleotides. Its product is annotated as S-adenosyl-L-methionine-dependent methyltransferase. Lineage: Eukaryota; Fungi; Basidiomycota; Exobasidiomycetes; Microstromatales. Bases 29 to 1255 code for a protein of 408 amino acids. The transcript has 3 exons. Gene Ontology annotation, molecular function: O-methyltransferase activity. The record is from RefSeq and is a predicted model, not a curated record.